Momordica charantia (bitter melon) is the source of this 2406-nucleotide messenger RNA. RefSeq names its product oligopeptide transporter 1-like. Gene Ontology annotation, molecular function: oligopeptide transmembrane transporter activity. Gene Ontology annotation, biological process: transmembrane transport. The record is from RefSeq and is a predicted model, not a curated record. Lineage: Eukaryota; Viridiplantae; Streptophyta; Magnoliopsida; Cucurbitales; Cucurbitaceae.
AUGACAGGUUAUGGAAAGGAUGGAACCCCCAAAUCCAAGCUCCAAGACGACAACUUUCACUCAACUUUCUCCAUAGCUCGCGACGUCGAUGGGGAAAACGAUUGUCCUAUCGAGGAAGUCCGGCUGACGGUUCCGAUCACCGACGAUCCAUCGGAGGCGGCAUUGACGUUCAGAACAUGGGUUUUGGGGCUGCUUUCGUGCGUGCUUCUGGCAUUUGUGAACCAGUUCUUCGGCUACCGCCAAAACCAGCUCUACAUUUCCUCUGUCUCAGCUCAGAUUGUUUCUCUUCCUCUUGGAAGGCUGAUGGCUGCAACUCUCCCUAAAAACACAAUCUCCAUUCCCUUCACAAACUGCGCCUUCUCUUUGAAUCCUGGCCCCUUCUCCUUGAAAGAACAUGUUCUCAUCACCAUUUUCGCCAAUUGCGGAUCCAGCAGUGUUUAUGCUGUAAACAUUGUCACCAUUGUCAAAGCUUUUUACCAUAGAAGUCUCCAUCCUAUUGCUGCUUUGAUGCUCUCAAUGACUACUCAGAUGCUUGGAUAUGGAUGGGCUGGAAUAUUCAGAAAAUUCCUUGUGGAUUCUCCAUACAUGUGGUGGCCUGCAAAUUUGGUUCAAGUUUCUCUCUUCAGGGCAUUGCAUGAGAAAGAGAAGAGGCCAAGGGGCGGACACACGAGGCUGCAAUUCUUCCUCCUUAUUUUCAUCUCAAGCUUUGCUUAUUACAUUGUUCCCAGCUAUCUGUUCCCCUCCAUAUCUUGUAUCUCUAUUGCCUGCUUUAUUUGGAAGAACUCCAUCACUGCCCAACAGAUCGGUUCGGGGUUCUAUGGGCUCGGCAUCGGCUCGUUCGGGUUCGACUGGUCCACAGUUGCUGGGUUCUUGGGCAGUCCACUGGCCACGCCUGGCUUUGCCAUUAUCAACGUCUUAGUUGGGUUUUUCAUCAUUGUCUAUGUUAUGCUCCCCAUCACCUACUGGUCUAAUGCCUACGAAGCAAAGCGUUUUCCGUUUAUCUCGUCGCACACUUUCGACUCCUUAGGCAACACCUACAACAUAUCCCGAGUCCUUAAUAGCAAAACUUUCGAUCUCGACCAAGACGGUUACAAUAACUAUAGCAAACUAUACUUGAGUUGCUUCUUUGCCUUUUCUUAUGGGCUGAGCUUUGCAACUUUGACAGCAACAAUUUCACAUGUUGCUCUCUUCCAUGGAAAAACGAUCUCGGACUUGUGGAAGAAGACGACGAUGAAUCAGCAAGGAGAUGUGCAUACAAGGAUAAUGAAGAGGAACUACAAAGAAGUGCCUCAAUGGUGGUUCUACUCUAUCUUAAUUUUAAUGGUUGCUCUUGCCUUGUUGGCCUGUGAAGGAUUUGGCAAACAGCUUCAGCUGCCUUGGUGGGGAAUUUUACUUGCUUGUGCAAUUGCACUCUUCUUCACCUUGCCCAUUGGAAUCAUUCAAGCCACAACUAAUAUGCAACCAGGAUUGAAUGUUAUAACAGAGUUGAUUAUAGGGUAUAUUUACCCAGGGAGGCCCCUUGCAAAUGUGGCUUUCAAGACUUAUGGUUAUAUCAGCAUGGCACAAGCACUCAGCUUUGUUGGUGAUUUCAAACUAGGACACUACAUGAAGAUCCCACCCAGAGCCAUGUUCACAGUCCAACUCGUAGGAACGGUGGUAGCUUCGAGUGUAUACUUCAGCACUGCGUGGUGGUUGCUAACAACCGUACCAAACAUCUGCGACACGACUCUGUUGCCAGAAGGAAGUCCGUGGACAUGUCCCGGCGACGACGUGUUCUACAAUGCAUCGAUCAUAUGGGGAGUGAUUGGGCCGAUGCGAAUGUUCACCAAGUACGGAAUCUACCCAGAAAUGAACUGGUUUUUCCUCAUUGGGCUGCUCGCUCCGGUGCCGGGGUGGCUUCUAUCCCUCAAGUUCCCUGACAAGGAGUGGCCCAAGUUGAUAAACAUGCCCAUCAUAAUAGGAGCAACAUCAGGGAUGCCACCAGCAAGAUCAGUGAACUACAUAACAUGGGGAGUAGUGGGGAUCUUCUUCAACUUCUAUGUGUACAAGAGGUUCAAGGGAUGGUGGGCAAGGCACAACUACAUUUUAUCAGCUGCUUUGGAUGCUGGUGUUGCAUUUUUGGGAAUUGUAAUCUAUUUCACAUUGCAAUCAAGGGACAUAUUUGGGCCAGAAUGGUGGGGUUUGCCCAAUGAUGACCAUUGCAAAUUGGCCAAGUGCCCUACAGCUCCAGGGGUGGUGGCCAAGGGAUGCCCACUUCUCUAGCCCUUCCCUUCCAUCAUCAACCUUAAAAGCUUCAAAGUAACAUCAAAACUUGUUUGUACAGUUUGAUCUGGAUUUAAUUUCUCUAUUUGUUUUCAUGGCAAAUAAGGUUCUUUUGUUGAUUAACCUUCAAACUUCUGACUUUCC